This is a messenger RNA of Gaeumannomyces tritici R3-111a-1, 282 nucleotides long. RefSeq lists its product as hypothetical. Bases 1 to 282 code for a protein of 93 amino acids. The record is from RefSeq and is a predicted model, not a curated record. The transcript has 3 exons. NCBI's taxonomy places the organism in Eukaryota, Fungi, Ascomycota, Sordariomycetes, Magnaporthales, Magnaporthaceae.
AUGCUGAUUUUUGGUGUUGUAGUUUCUGCAGAGGAGGCCAAAAGUAAGCGCAGCCACCGGUUUAACACCGCCACGGAGGCGCAACGCCAGAAAGGCGGAACACAGGCGAGCACGGGCGAAACCGCCCGGCAAAAAGCGGGGAGCGUCAAAUGCACGGGCGAAACCGCCCGGCAAAAAAGGAAAAAGGGGGCGCUGGCAGCCAGCCGGGCACGGACCCCCCGGGGACAUGCCGGCGAGCUACCGGUAUCGCGGCCAAAGCAUAAUAACGAAGCUAAAAAAUAA